ACGCAUUAUGUUAGUAUUGACUGUCUAUGCUUUGCUGGAGUGCGAAUUUAAUCCGGAGACUGGAAGAACUCCUGUACCCAGUCCUUUGAUCCAGCCAAGUGGCAAGGAGAAGAUGGCUGGUGAAGGUGGUUCCCUAGACCAUGAAGUUCUCAUGCAAAUGGCUAGCCUGGUGGAGAGCCUAACCACAUCUGGUCAACCUGCCUUGGACCAGGACACAAUGAAACAGCUGAAGAAAAUAUGCAAGGUAUCUGAUGCCUACGUCGAGCACUGCUUCCAUCUCAUCAUGAACCAGCUUGAGGAAGAGCAUUCAGAGAUCAGACUGUCUGCGUUUCAGGUCAUUAAUGAGCUCUUUGGUCGAUCCCAUCGGUUUCGAGAGCUCCUGGUGGCUGACAUGCAGGAUUACAUGGAGCUGACCAUAGGGACCAGUGUGGAUGUCCCUCUACCUCCUCCCAAACCUGCUGCUAUACUUCUGAAGGAGCAUGCUCUCAGGGCCAUGCAGGAGUGGUUUAACAAGUUUGGAAAGGCAUACAAGAAGCUGGGUCUGGGAUACACGUACCUCAAGAACUGUAAGAAGGUCGACUUUGUGAAUAUCCAAGCAAGAUCCGAUGCCGAGAGACGGAGAGCAGAAGAGAGGCAACGUCGCCUUGAGCAGGCUCAAGCACAAAAGCUAAAUAAAGUCACAAAAGAAAUGGAUGAAAUCAUCCCAGAGAUUCAGGAAAGUUUGACACAAUGUGAAAACUGCUUCCAGCUCCUCCUACCAAAAAUGACCUUCGAUGACCUCGAUGAUGAUGUCUCCAUGGCAACAAGCUCCACUCAAUUCCAAAGCAAGAAGACACCAAAGCCAUUACCUCAACAAAAGCACGAAGAAAGGAAAUUGGUGAAUAAGAGACCACAAUCAGAGGCAGAAAAAGAUGCUGAUAGGACUAAAGAUGGAUUGUCACAUAAUUCAAAGACCUCCCAAAAUUUCAAGCAUGAUUCAGAAAGAAGCUCAGGGGAAAAUUCUUCAGUGUUAUCUUCAGGGAAAAGUAUAUUUGACAUAGGGGAUGAGGAGGAUGACACUUUGGAAGGAGGUCAACCAUCUUGUGUAUCAGGAGAGAUUAAGAGGGAUCAUAGAAGAACUAAGGAAGGGGAAGAAGAUGUGGAAUGCGGUAGCAAUCUGAAAGUUGAUGGAAAAAAAUCUGAAGAGGAAAGAAGAAAGGGCGCUUCGAAGGCAGAUGGAACUAGUGAGAGUGAUGAGGGAGAGGAUGACAGCGAUAGCAACGAGAUGGAGGAUAUCGUUGGGGAGGAAAGGAGAAGCCUUCUUCAGCAGCAUGGGCUUCCAUCAUGGACAAGCAUCAAUAUCAACAUCGAUUUGGGUACUGAAGGAGUGAACAUUAAGGAAGACGAAGACAAUACUGAUGUCUUACAGAUUCUUGAGGAUCAGCAACGUCUCUUGACCACCAGGUACCUGACCAAGCUCAACAGCUGGACAGAGAUCCUGACAAAGUUGGGGAAAUCCGACAAGGUCAAACACUUGAUUGACCUCAAGAGAGAGAUCCAGGCCAAGCAGGACAAGUACAAGGAUCUCCAGGUCAACUGGACUCAUCCCCACAAGAAGAAAUCUUCGGGAAGCAGCAGAGGAAAAGACAGUCCCGGCUGCUCAGGUGUGAAUGACUCCAGGGGUGGAGGUGGUGGCAAGGGGAAGGACAUCCACAGCGAUGAAGAGGAUGAUGAUGAUGGCUUCGAUGCGGUUCCAGACAAGGAAGGGUACGAGUCGGACAUCCCGGAGGAGCUCAGAGAAGAGUAUGGCUUAGAUCGUCGUCCAAAGCCCUCGGCGCCAAGCCAAGAAACGCCGAGCGUUGAUUGGCAUCCUUUCAGGGAUGCAGACAAUGACAUCCUAGACCCAGCAUCUCAAGCUGGUAGCAUUGUAGCCAUGAAGGAGAAGCUUAAGAAGAUACGGGAGGAAACUCGGCUACCACCAGGAUACCAUGUGAUACCAGCCAAGAAAACCAAGAUCCUCACAGAGGAGGAGCGCAAGAGACAGGAGAUGCUGAAGAGGGCUCCGGUGGUGUCCUUUGGAACCGAUCUGGCUUUCUGGAAGAACCCUGAAGACAUAAAAGCUCCUGUCAUCCUGAGGCCUGACACAGAUGCUAGGACCUGGAUUGGAGCUGUACAAGAUGAAGAAAUAGUCCUUGAGUCGGUCAAGGAUAGCCUGAAGACCCGAGUGAUGAGCUUCACAGGGUCAUUCCAGGCGGUCAAAUGGAAAUGCAGAGCACCCCUUCGUAAUGGAAAACUGUGUGAGAGAAUGGAUAGACAAAAGUGCCCUUUCCAUGGUAAAAUCAUUGCACGUGACGAGCUUGGUAAUCCACAAGAAGGCAGCUUGAGUGUAAAGAAAGAAACCGAGGAACAAGCCAAAACAGACACUGCGGCUUGGCAAGACCCUGAGCUUCUCAGAGACAUUGAGGGCGCUACAGGCCUUGACCUUGGCUCAACAUCAUCUGGAAGAACAGGCCAGAAAGGCAAAGGAGGGAAGGGGAAGGGCAGUGGGAAGAAAGGAAAAGGAAAAGCCAAGAAGUAUCCUGGACUGACUGACAUAAGGAAGAUCAACAAGACAUCUAGGAAUAGGCUGGAGAAGAUCGUCAUGAACAGGGGAGCUGUGAAGAGAGUUGCUGCUGCCAUGGGCAAGGUUGACCAGAAGAAAUACAUGGAUAGGUUUGGCAACAACUUCAACUAUGCACUUUAAUUCCAUCAAAUUUAUAUAUACUAUGAAACUGAAAUGAAGGAAUAGAUUUUCAACAAUAGGCUGUUGGCCAUCUAAUCUACAUGUUUUUGUUAUGUGUAAAUGCCUUGAACAUUAUGAUUAUUAAAAUAGGAAUGUUAAAAGUGAGGAUAUGUUUGCAUUUCACUGUUAUUUUGGAUGAAUAAUCACUUAAAGCCUAUCUACUAGUUUGGUUAGGAUGGAUUAGACCUCCCGGCAUGGUUACUGAUAGGUUAUCUCAUCAAAUCAGCUCUCAAUUAACAUAAGAAAAAGGGGACCAUGAGGGACCAACGGUCACUGAUUACCCUGGUAGGCAUUGUUUGCUAUAUAGAGGGCGCAAGUAGCUAUAAGUAGUUACUUGGGGCUUAAACAUGUUCAAAAGGAUACUCAAGAUAUCUUAAUGAGUUGCGUUUUAUUAAAGGUGUUAAAAAAAGGGGGAGGGGGGAUCGGACGGAUGAAUCAUGUGAUCUUACACUAAACAUUCCUUUCCAACACACUCUUUUAUUUCCUUCCAAAUUAAUGUUUCUCAUUGUUCUGAUAAUGCAUCUCGUAUAUUAUUUUGAGGAUAUUAACAAUUUACCUAUCACAUUAAAAAUUGGAGAGUUCAGUAUGGAUACGUUGUAUUAUAAAAAUUUCUCAGGAAUACUGCCUCAAUAAAACUGCCGGUAAUUAGAAUAAUGCAGCAUUGAUGUUUGCCCCAGUUAUGUAUAUGCAGAAAUCAUGGGAUAUAGAAUAUUAAGUAGUUGUCUGCUAUAUGACAUAUCAGAAACAAAGUAUUUUGUUUUUGUUUUAUCUUUAAUUUGCAUCUCAUUCAUUUUAUAAAAAUGUUAACUGGAAGAUUUUUUUGAGUCUAUCACCUAAAACAAAAAGAUUGUCAUGUCACCAACAGAGAACGUUUCCAUUCAUUAAAAAAAAAAAAAAAUCAUUGUUUUCAGAAGGUAUAUGGCUUCCCUUUGGUGAAGAGACUUUUUAA
Strongylocentrotus purpuratus (purple sea urchin) is the source of this 3710-nucleotide messenger RNA. It is a transcript of the gene uvssa, whose product is annotated as UV-stimulated scaffold protein A. The transcript has 15 exons. The record is from RefSeq and is a predicted model, not a curated record. Gene Ontology annotation, biological process: response to UV; transcription-coupled nucleotide-excision repair. Gene Ontology annotation, molecular function: RNA polymerase II complex binding. Bases 8 to 2722 code for a protein of 904 amino acids. Gene Ontology annotation, cellular component: chromosome. NCBI's taxonomy places the organism in Eukaryota, Metazoa, Echinodermata, Echinoidea, Camarodonta, Strongylocentrotidae.